AUGCAAAAGGCAAUGAAAAGCGCAGAAUAUAUAAAAGCUAACAAUGACUGGUUAGAUGCCCAAGCCAACGCUAAAGCAGCCCAACUCAUAGGGUCAAUAAGGACAAAAAUACAAGCGGAUGAAGACAGUUCAAAUGAAGCUUUAACAAAUGCUGACUUUAAGAACGCUUUCGAAGCUCUUCAUAGUAAGGUGAAACAAGUGAACGACUUCUCAUCUGGAAAGAAACUGAAGUCUGAAGGUUUCGACAAAGAGUUAAAAGAAGUAGCACAAAAUAUGACGAAAAUAACAGAUGCAGCAACGAGACAGGCAGUUCAAAGUGCCUAUGACGCCGUUAGAGCAACUGUUGUGAAAAGUCAAGAAAAAGAGUUACAACAGACCAAAACAGACCUAGUAAAUGCUUUCUUAAGAACGAAAAGUCAGGUAGGACAUUACGCUGCAGAUGGAACAUAUGUGCCAGCUGGUGGAACUUAUAUACCACCAAACCCUCCAAGAGAAGCACCUGCACCAGGACUACCUAGAACAUUUACAUCGUCACAUGGACACAGACACAGGCAUGCACCAAAACCAACACAACAACAACAACAACCAGCACAACAACAACAACCAACACAACAACCAGCACCACAACAACAACCAGCACAACAACCACCUCCACAACCAGCACAGCAACCAACAGUUCAAAACCCUGCACAACAACAACCACAAACAGAACAAGGAAACCAAGAAUUCUUAAAAAUGCUUAAAGAAGAGUGUGGUUUCCCAGAUACUGUUGACUUUAGUGACAGAUAUAAAGAAGCUAUUAGAAAGUUCAAGGAUGGAAAUACUGACCCGAACCUAUUUAGCUUUAUGGCUCAGCACCAAAACGGAUAUAAUCUCAAACCUGGAAAAUACAAGCUCGCUAAGGGAUAUGAUUUAAUAGCAUAUCAUCCAAAUGACAUGGAUGAAUUUACUCCGAGAUAUUUGAUGUCAGAGCUAAAUGACAAUUCAACUUUCGUCAUGAAACGCGUAAAAAAUAGAGACGGAACGAAAGAACAAAAGCUUAUGAAUGCGGAUGACGUAGAUAGGGAAAUUGUUGAAAACGGUCUCGGAAUAUAUGAAAUGCCAGCAGAUGAGGUACAAGAAACUCCACAGGAAGAACUAGUUCAGAUACAACCAGACAUGGAAGAAAUAGUUCAGCAACAACAGCUAGAAGAGCCUGAAGGAAACGAACAA
Messenger RNA from Trichomonas vaginalis G3, 1212 nucleotides. RefSeq names its product protein of unknown function, DUF4106 family. Lineage: Eukaryota; Parabasalia; Trichomonadida; Trichomonadidae. The annotation marks the transcript as partial. The transcript has a single exon. The record is from RefSeq and is a predicted model, not a curated record.